UAAUCAUCAACUCUACCCCACUCCUCAAGUCUUCUUAUAGUUUUAACAAUUCUUGUGGCUAUAAAUGACUAAAUCCCACACCAAUUCUAGGGUUUCCAAUAUUCUUUAAUUCCAUUUCCAAAUCCUGGAUCAUGGAUCAAAAGAUUUUCAGUUGCCAUGAGCUCGAAUGAUGGUUUUUUGUUCUCGAUCUUGAUCUGACUUGCUCUCCAUGUUGUUCAAAAGGCUAAAGCCCUGGGCAUUUUGCUGUAAUGGGACUUGGAAGUUCAAAGUUCAUAGCUUUAGUUUGUGGAAGAUGAUGAAGCAAUGACCACAACACUUCAAGAUUUGGAUGAUCCUGAUCGAAACAAGGUUGAAAACAAUGGGUCUAAUGUUGUUGUGAUCGAUAACCCUGUUUUGGAUGAAGCUAAAAGUAAGGGCACUGGAACUGCAGACCUAGUGGGUUCACCUCCCUCAGUGAAAUCCUCACCAACAGCUAAAGGGUUUGGCUUGAAGAAAUGGAGAAGGAUCAGGCGGCAAGCACACAAGGAUGGGGAUAGUAACACAGAGAGUGCUAAAUUGUUGAAGCGUGGUUUGUCGAACGCCGCUGCAAAUCCAGCAAAACCUGUACAUUUAUCUGCUGGAACAAUCCGAAAUAGUGAUGGAUCUGUUUCUUCAGCAAAUGCAAUAUUGAGGAGCCCUGGUGUUCUUGUUGAUGGCUUUGGUUUAAUUGGUGAUUCUGGGUUGGCGAUUCGGCCUAUAGUUUUUGGUGGGACUAACUCAGAGAAUAGCGAGGACCGAAGUAGUAGGUCUUCAACUGCAGCCAGUGCUCCAAGGGCAAGGUACGAAAUACCUAUCGUCCAUGGUUAUGUGCCUGUUAAGAAUGGGCAGAGGACUCAAAGUGGGAAUUACAUGGGUACCUCGGCUCAGCAAUCUCAUCCGAGAAAGGGUCGCUCUGAAGCUAGUAAAAAGGCUAGAGGAGAAAGGGUCAAACUCGAGAAGGAAAACUCUCAUUCAAGCUUGGAAUCUGACUCACAAAGCUCCAAUUUUCUCCCUAAGCAAAGUAAUAAUCAUGCAACAAGUAAUGGUACAAAAGGUGGAAGCUCAGUGAAUAAUGAUGGACAAUUCAGUGAUGAAGCUCUCACCAGAGAAAUACCAUUCAGUGAGGAACUUCAGACUGGUCUAGAUAGAAGAAAUGGUAAGGAGUGCGAAACUGAAGAAGAUCAAGGCGCUGAAUCCACCUGGGAGGUUAAAGAAGAGAGGAGUGAGUAUCAGGGGUUGUCCACAGAUCACGAUCCUCUGCUGGAGUCUAUGUUCACCCUUCAAGCUGCUCAGGAAACUCUUGAAAGAGAAAUUCAGAAAUUGAAAGAAAUCAGAAUCGAAGAUGUUGUCAUUGACCAUUCUCUUCAGAAUGUUGGUAUAUCUUCAGAUUUCAGUUCAGGUGACACAGAUUUUCCUGGACCAAACGCAUCUGAACAUUCACAAUCCAGGAACGGUGAGCAACAUUCAUUUGAUUCAUUGGAGUCUGAAGUGGUUAGCUUAAAGCAGAAUAGUAUACUAUUGCAAAACAAGCUUAACGAUGAAUCAGACUUGAUUAAGUUAGAGGAAGCGAGAGUUACUGAACUCGAAGCCCUCUUAUGUAGUAACUCAAAGAAGGAAGAAAAGAAAACAGGAAAUGAUUUGCACCAGAGUAUUGAGGACAUUGAAGGAGAACUUGAGUGCCUCUUUAGGCAGAAGAUUGAAGCUGAAAUUGAAUAUUUAGCAAUAUCAAGAACAAUCCAAAUGUUGAGAACUGCAACGAUCGAUCAAGCAACCCUUGUGGAAGAUCAAGAUUUAUUAGCUACAGAACAAGCACGGAUGGUGAAGAAGCUUGGCGAUUCAGAAAAGAAAGCUGCAAUCGUCAAGUCGCAGGUUAAAAACUUGGAAAAUUACCGUGAUGAUGUAGCGAGCACUAAUAAAACACUGGAGCUGCAGAAGGGAGUCUGCAAGUAUAGUUCCUAUUUUUUGAUACAAUUGGUAUUGCUGGCUAUCGUCUUUGGACUGUAUAUGUUGCAGAUCUCACCUGAUGCUGUUGAAGUUGUACCGACAUAGUUUUGAGAAGUGAGCACUUUUUCCCCUUUUCUUGUAUUUUCAACGUAGAACAACGAUGAAUGUUAAUUAGGUCGUUUUAUAUGCUCAUAGAUAGAUGGAACCCAUACUUCCCAUUUUGUCGAGUCGAUAUUGAAUUCAAUGAUAAAUAUAAAGAAUGAUUUUGUGGCUCAUAAA
This is a messenger RNA of Lycium ferocissimum, 2241 nucleotides long. RefSeq names its product WPP domain-interacting protein 2-like. Lineage: Eukaryota; Viridiplantae; Streptophyta; Magnoliopsida; Solanales; Solanaceae. The record is from RefSeq and is a predicted model, not a curated record. The transcript is spliced from 3 exons. Bases 304 to 2067 code for a protein of 587 amino acids.